Ipomoea nil (Japanese morning glory) is the source of this 1260-nucleotide messenger RNA. RefSeq lists its product as uncharacterized. Bases 1 to 1260 code for a protein of 419 amino acids. The record is from RefSeq and is a predicted model, not a curated record. NCBI's taxonomy places the organism in Eukaryota, Viridiplantae, Streptophyta, Magnoliopsida, Solanales, Convolvulaceae. The transcript has a single exon.
AUGUCACUUGACUGGUCGGCAUCUAGUCGAGCCGACGAGUCAGACGAGGUCAGUUCGUCUCGAAGCCACCGUCACCAUGACAACUGCCAAGGUGCUCAGGACGGCGUCCCCCCAGGAUCAUGGAGCAGGUUCGUCAAGAGUUCAAUCGGUGGAAGCAAGAACAAACGUCGCAAGCCCUCGGGCUCGACGCUGCCUUGCUAUACACCACUUUUUCCCUUGGAGAUCAUGCAGCAGCAGUACCCGAUCGACCUUCGCAUCCCAGGGGCGAAGGACUACUCUGGGAAGACAGACCCGGAAGAGCAUGUCAACUCUUUCUACGGGAACAAGAUAAUGAUGGGAGUGUCAGAUGGCGUGAUUUGCCGAGCCUUCUUUUCUACCUUGUCAGGCCGUGCGGCUGAGUGGUUCAAGCCUCUGGAACCGGGCUCAAUAACAUGUUUCGCCGACUUGGCGAUGAAAUUUGUACGACGCUUCGCAACAUCCCGAACCGUUAGGAAGCACUUUACUCAUUUAGAAGCGGCCAAACAGAUGGAAGGGGAGUCGUUGACCAACUUCCUUGUUAAAUGGAAGAAUGCCAUAGGCGAAGUUAAGCCGAUGGAUGACAUGACAACAAUUAAUGUACUUCAUUACUCCCUCCGAGCGGGCGCACAGUACCAAGAUUUUAUAGUGCACCCUCCGCAUACGUAUGAUGAGGCCAUUCGCAGGGUCACCGAUUAUGCUAAUGCCAUGGAGGCAAACUCAGCAAAGAGACGCCAGGAGUUCGGUUCCGGACGGCGUGACAACCGCUCUGACCAGAGGCGGGGUGACCUUCAGCAAGGGUCCCGAGGCAGACUAGAUGAUUUAUCCAAGCUGACCCGACCGGCGGCAGAAAUCCUUGACUACGCACAGGGCUGCAACCUGAUCCAGCUACCAGAGCCCGGCCGUGACGGCCGGGAUACGACUAAGUACUAUGCGUACCACCGGAACCGAGGGCACACCACGGAGGAGUGCCGAGUCCUGAAGGAGGUGAUAGAGGACCUCCUGAAGGAAGGCGAGUUGACUCAAUUCAUAGAGAAGAAAGACAAGGGCAAGAGGUGGAAGAAGUUAUUUAAGAGGUCGGACAAGCAUAAGAAGGACAAAGACCAGGACCCCGACGAAGAACCCCGGUCAUCCGACUCCAAACAAGUUCAUGUCAUAUUUGGAGGCCCGGAAGGGGGAGAUAGCUCCGAAGAACGACGUCAAUGGUGUCAAAACCUAUAUGUCGGGAUCAUUGAAGACGGUUGA